Messenger RNA from Labrus mixtus (cuckoo wrasse), 8801 nucleotides. It is a transcript of the gene gpr179, whose product is annotated as G protein-coupled receptor 179. Gene Ontology annotation, biological process: G protein-coupled receptor signaling pathway. Lineage: Eukaryota; Metazoa; Chordata; Actinopteri; Labriformes; Labridae. The coding region runs from base 1141 to 6591 and encodes 1816 amino acids. The transcript is spliced from 11 exons. Gene Ontology annotation, cellular component: membrane. The record is from RefSeq and is a predicted model, not a curated record. Gene Ontology annotation, molecular function: G protein-coupled receptor activity.
UGUGUGUGUGUGUGUGUGUGUGUGUGUGUGCAUAGUAAAAGAGCAUCCUUAUCCUGUGUGUGUGUGUGUGUGUGUGUGUGUGUGUGUGUGUGCGUGCGUGUUAGUGUGUGUCCAAAAGGGGUUAAUCUAUUCAUCCAGCCUGCAGGUCCUUGAUGGGGUCCAAAUGCAGCAGGGCUUAACUUAACCCUGAUCUCUGACUGCAUCAUCAUCUCCUCACACACACACGCGCACACACACACACACACACACACACACACACACACACACACACACAUACACACACACACACACACACACACACACACACACACACACACACACAAUCUCUCUCUCUCUCUUUCUCAUCACCUUUCAACAAUGGAGCUUUCCUGUCGAUAAGGAGGAUGAGGAGGGAGGGACAGGUGAAGAGAACAGGGAGAUGAUUAUCGGACAGAGGAGGGGGAGGAGGAUGAUGGACAAGCAUCAGAAGUCUCCGUCAGACGUGCUGGAAGCUGUUCGGAGCAACAGAUAGUAGAGCGACAGACGAAGAGAGCUGAGUGGAGAAAAAACAUCUGCACUCCUCUCUCUCUCCAUCCAUCCAUCCAUCCAUCUCUGCAACUCACGACUUUCCUCCUCCUCCUCCUUGUCUCCUCCUCCCAGCAAGCACGGGAUUCCCCCAGUUUUAUCCUUUUCCCCCUCCUACUCCUCUUCCCCGCCUCCUCUUCUUCUUGCACUAGCCGCAUUUGCUUCGGAUCUUGGCGCACGGCUCUGCGCCUUUGCAUCGCAGGUUGGCUAAACAAGGCGCAGAUAUGCGGGGGGACUGAUCCUCACCUAUACCCACGCCACAGAGGACACCGAGCAUUCAUCAUAUUUUCAUGCGACAUUUUGAGCCAAUGUAGGAGCGCGCGUGUGCGUGUUGAUGGUGCGCACAGAUGGAGCUUUACGCGCAGUGUGUGAGUGUGAGCGCCGCUGAGCGAGGAACCGCGCUCCUCCCGGACACCUGCUGCUUCGUUAAGAUAAAGAAAGUCCAAAUCUAUGCCAACAUGUGACUUUCUUUUCUCCUCAGCGGAUCUACAAAAGGGUUAACUGGCAAAAAAGAGACGGUGUUGUGACUGUGUGAAACCAUUCUCCUCCUCUUCUUCUCUUGUGAGUGAUUUUGCGAUGGAUCCUGUUUGGCUUCUCCUUCUGCUCCCUUCCCUUCUCAGAGCGCAGGUCACUCCAGACCUCCCAUCAGGAGUCACGCUGGUUACAGACAACAGCACUGAUUCUUUGACAAACAGCACAAGCUCCCCCAGCUCCUUCAGAACCCCUCAGCCCUCUGGGUCUGCAGUGAUGUCUUCAGAAGCUCCUACAGAGCAGGAGGACGACUGGACCCCAGCAGAGACCUUCAUGUACACAGGAGACCCCCUUACUCUGGAGGGGGGCCGCUGCUCAAAACCGUACAGCCCCGCGGGGCAGACGGGUUCCCUGCCCGGCAGCUUCAGCGCCCCCCUCAGACCGGCUCUGAACGCGCUGGCAAACACAGCAAACUUCCUGAACAUGAUCUUCCAGGCGAGUGACCUAAGAGAGAGCACAGUGCAGGAGGACAUGGAGUGGUACCACGCUCUGGUCCGCGCACUCCUGGAGGCCGACCUGCUUAUCCAGCGGGCCCUGCUCACUUUUGACGCUGACCCGAUGGCAGCAGUACCACAGCUGGUGCUCCGCGCCUCCAGAAACCCCGCAGCUAAAGUCCAAACCAUCAUCCUUCAGGAUUUAUCCAAGGCCUGGGAGAGCCUGCACCCACCUUCCCCCGCCCCUGACGACAGCUGGUUCAGAAACUUUAAAUUCCCCGAGUCUAAUCAGCCGAUGGCAACACUGUCAAAGCGGGUGCUCCUUAAUGACCUCAGCACCCUUGAUACGCCCAAGUGGAGACAGGGCGACAGCUACGUGACCAAUCGCAGCGGCGUCCGCUGGGCCAGCGCCCCCUUUCUGGACUGUAAGGAUGGACGCUUUGUGCCCCGCUGGAUGCUCACCCUGUCAACGUCCUUCUACGGCCUAAAGCCUGACCUCACACCAGAGUUCAGAGGUGUGGUCCGUGUGGACGUCAACAUUCAAGACAUUGACCUGGACCAGUGUGCUACAGGAGAUGGCUGGUUUGCAGACACUCACCAGUGCAAUCGCACCACCAUGGAGUGUGUACCUGUCCCAGGCAGAGGUUUUCAACUGGGUCAGUACUGCUGCCGCUGUAGAGAAGGUUACUUCAACCCUGAGAUUCUCAUUCAAGACUUGGAUGGCGGCCCUGUGAACGGGAGUGAAGACAGCCGUGUGUGUUACCCAAACUUGCCCAUCUGUCUGCCGUGCUGGCCGGGCUGCAGGAGCUGUCAGGACGGCACCCCCUGCCGGGUGCAGGAGGCCUGGCUCCUCAGGGCCACUGUGCUGGCCGUCCAGGGGGUCUUCAUGCUCCUCAUCUUUGUCAGCAUGCUGGUGGCCUACAGACAUCGGAGAAACCGGAGGAUCCGAGCGUCUGGCCUUUUGCUGCUGGAGACGAUCCUGUUCGGCUCUCUGCUCCUCUACUUCCCGGUUUUCAUCAUGUACUUCAAGCCGAGUACAUUCAGGUGUAUCCUGCUCCGCUGGGUCCGAAUGCUCGGCUUCUCUAUCGUCUAUGGCACGGUCACUCUGAAAAUGUACAGGGUUCUGAAGGUGUUCCUCUCCCGCACGGCCCAGAGAGUUCCCUACAUGUCCAGCCUCCACCUACUGAGGAUUCUGGGAGUGAUGCUGAUGGCAGUCAGCUGGUUCCUGUGUGCGUGGACAGUUGGUGUCCUGCAGAACCGAGACAGGAACAUCCCGGUGUUCAUCACAACAAGCACAUCAGACGGCCAGGGGUUUAACCUGUGUUACCUGGACCGCUGGGACUACAUGAUGGCUGUGGCUGAGCUUCUGUUCCUGUGCUGGGGCAGCUCCCUGUGGACCGCUGUCAGGCCGGUCCCCUCAGCUUUCCACGAGCCUCGCUACAUGGGCAUUGCCAUCCACAACGAGCUGCUUCUCUCCACCAUGUUUCACCUGUUCAGGUUCACCUUUCCCUCUCUCCAUCCUGAUUGGAUGUUGCUGCUCUCUUUCACACACACCCAUGUGACCAUCACUGUGACACUUGCGCUGCUCUUCAUUCCCAAGUUCCUUUAUGUGUCCAAACCUGGGAGAGCAGAGAUUGCAGCAGAGGUUUAUGAAGAUGAAGUGGACUUACGGCGGUCUGGCUCCUACCUCAACAGCAGCUUUCACUCCGCUUGGAGUGAACCCAGUGUGGACCCAGAUGACUUUAGGGAUGAGCUGAAGAAGUUAUAUGCCCAGUUAGAAGUCAACAAGACCAAGAAGAUGACAGCAAACAACCCUCAUCUAUCAAAGAAGCGGAGUUCUCGAUGUGCAUUGGGGAGAUCCAUUAUUAGACGCAUUGCUGAGAUCCCAGAAACUGUGAGUCGGCAGUGUAGCCGCGAGGAGAAAGAUGGAUCCUUCCACAGUAGAAAGGUGACUCAGUCUGACUCUUUCAGGAGGGCCCCAGAAACUGCUAGUAUUAGUUACAGAAGUUCAAUUAAAUCACCAUCACCAUCCUUGCACAAAUCCCAAAGUGAUCACCACUAUGUCAGGGAUAGAAACACUUCAUUGCGAGACUCCAUGUUCGACAACAAUUCUGUGAGGAGAUUUUCCCGGCGUUCCGAUACCGACUCCCUGGAUAUUCCCCCGGGGGUUUGUAAGUCAGCCAGUGCCCAAAAUCUGACAAUUGACACCAAUCUCCUGCAUCCUGAUCACACCAGGCUUCAUAAAUCCUGGAGUCUAACCUCCACUACAACCCAUUCUAUAGAGAACAUACCCAAGGUUAACAGAGCCAGCACAGUGCUGACACGAUCCAGGCAGAGCAUGUCCAUUGGUGACCAGACAAGGAGUGCUCUUCAGUCAGAGUCAUUUGACAAGGCUGAGGUCUGUCCUUGGGAGGUGGAGCAAGAAGAAACAGAAGUCAAGAACCAGAAGCAUGUCACCUACGCUAACUCUCAAGAUAGUGCAGAAAAGGGGCCAGCAUCUUCAGAGGUACUUAUCUGCCCCUGGGACCACGUACCACCUGUAGAAAAGACCCCUUCAGAGGAUAAGGGAUUACAAUGUGUGACUGAUUCCAUCAAGAAACAGCUCUCUGUGUCUGCAAGUGCACCAGCCUCACCAAGACCAAAGGUCACAAAAGAUCAACGUGUAUUCUCUUUCCGCACCACCACCAGUAAGUGGCUCUCUGUGAAAUCCAUUAUGGGAUCUUUGGAUGCUGGAAGCAAGGCUGGAAAGGAUGGAGAUCCACACAAAGAGGAUUCUGUCUCACAAAAAAGCCAGGAAAGUACUUCCACUACACCAAGAUCAGGAACAACUAGUAGACGUCCAAGCACAGAAAAGAAGUCCCUGCAAAAAAGAAGUAUGACAACAGGAGACGGAAAACCAUGCCUUGUCAAGCAAAAUGCCAUUAGACUGUCAUCUGGGGAUUCUUCCGACAGAAGUCCAAGAAGGCUUGUGAUUGUGAAAUCUGCUGUCUACCCUUGGGACAUGGAUGAUAUGCAAAAAGAUGGCAAUUACGAAAAUGUGUUUUUAUCAAGGCAGAACAGUAAACGUAGUAGUGUAAGUUCUUGGGAAACUUCCAGCAGCUGUAGAACUCCUUCAACUCACAGAAGAGGAAGUAAUCGGAUCACACCUGUUCGUAAUGUUUCCCAUGCUGAUGUAUGUCCAUGGGAGGCUGCUGGAGAGGGACCAAAAAAGCAGCAGAGCAUCAAAGGAGAUGUCUGCCCUUGGGAAACGCAGGUAUCUGAACCUUCUAAUGUAUGUCCAUGGGAAUCUCAAGAGCAUGGGAAUGUUAGAAGACAAGGAAGUGGUCUUGGUGACGUGUGUCCUUGGGAAUCAAAGGAUAUUCCCGUUAUUUAUUACACUAACAAGUCCAAAGAUUCACAGACACAACCGUCUUUGACAGGUGCAUCAGACAUAUGUCCCUGGGAGACAGCUGAAGCUCCAAAACCUUCCAUACAGCAAGAUAAUGAAUAUGCUAAUGUUUGUCCUUGGGAAGUUCAGGACAAGACUGAGGUUGUGUAUGAAAACCUCAAUCCUUUAAUGAACAAGGGAUCCUUAGUAGUGCCCCUGCGACAAGAAGUUAUGAAACCUGCUGUCUAUCCUGGUGCAUUGAAUGAGAUUUUAAGUAAUGAGCAACAAUACCAAGCACAAUCACCUGCACUACAUGUUGGUAAAGAGGUAAUCAAGACAACAGAAAGUUGUCCAUGGGAUUUCCCUGAACCCCCUAAAUUGGAAAACAUUUGUCCGUGGGAAGAGGAGAGCACAGAACCAGCGAAUACAGACUGUACUUCACCAGUGACCAUCAAGGUAGACAUUUGUCCCUGGGAAUCUGGACAUCAAGACAAACCAGAAGACUCACAAAACGUCAUCUUGCCUUUGAAAGCUGCUUCCAUACAAUCUGAAGAUAAAGACAGCCAAAAAGUAAACAUCUGUCCAUGGGAAACAGAAGCCCCUGAAAAAAAUGCAGUAACAGAGAUACAGUCACAAGGAAAGGAAAGACUAGCAGAUGUUUGUCCAUGGGAUAGUGGCCAACCAGACUCAGGUAUAUCACAGGCCCCCAUAUCAUCAGAGAGUCAUGUAAGGCAAGACACAGUUCGUGCGAAUGUUUGUCCAUGGGAUACAGAGGAAGCUGGGGCAGUCAAAAGUGAAAUAUUAAAUACAUCAGAGACACAGAAGCAACAAAAGAAUUCUCAGGAAGAUGUUUGCCCAUGGGAAACAGAAGCGCCGAAAGUUCUAAGAAAGCAAGACAGCUCUCGGGUAGAUGUUUGUCCGUGGGAGACAGAAGACACCAAAGUUGCACAAAAACAAGAGAGUUUAAGCAAAGAUGUUUGUCCAUGGGAAACUGAAGCGCCAAAAGUUUUAAAAAAGCAAGACAGCUCUCGAGUAGAUGUUUGUCCGUGGGAUACAGAUGACCAAAAUGUUCUCAGAAAGCAAGAUAGUGCUCAAGAAGACGUUUGUCCAUGGGAGACAGAUGAUUCAAAAGUUUUAAAAAAGCAAGAUAGCGCUCGAGCAGAUGUUUGUCCAUGGGAGACUGAUGAGCCAAAAGUUUUAAAAAAGCAAGAUAGCGCUCGAGCAGAUGUUUGUCCAUGGGAGACUGAUGAGCCAAAGGUUCUCAAAAAGCAAGACAGCUCUCAGGCAGAUGUAUGUCCAUGGGAAACUGAACAACCAGGAAUGGUCAAAAAGCAAGAAAGCUCUGGAGCAGAGGUAUGUCCCUGGGAAUCUAAAGAUCCUCAAACGUCUACCGAAAACAAGGCUGGGAAUACUAUUAGUGAAGAAGACAAAGUCACAGAGAACCAGGAAAGGCUCAGUAUAGAAGACACUCCAGCAGAUACCAGCACAGAGCAGAUAGAUGGAUCGAAAGAAAACUUAGCCCUGGGCCGGCGAGAUGCUUUGUGUCCAUGGGAGAUGGUCAGGAGCAGUUCUGGUUCAUUCACAGACAAUACUUCGGACGUUUUUACAUGGGAGCCUGAGAAUAUUCCAGAGGAGGAUGAAGAGGACGAUGCAGAAUGUGCUGCAGAGGCUUUUGUAUUCCCCCCUGACCUGUGACAUAAAUCUAGCCAACAUUUACUUUUGAGCCCUACUACUUAAUCGGGGGUAUAUGAAUUUUAUAAAACCUUAUCUUGGUGCCCUGUUAAUGGUCAAGGGAAACUUUAUUUUAGAGUCCUUACCUUCACAUGGGUGUCAGAGUGCAGGGUCAUGCUGCUGGAAAGGUUGUUACUUGAAUUAAUCAAAGACAGAAACCGGGCUGUGUUGAAUGGAGACAAUAAGCUGUGCAAAGAGAUAGAGGACAUUAGCACACAUGACAGAAAGGUUAUGUUCUCCACUAAUCCAGCAAUGUACUACAGACAGGCAUUUCUUGGCUGAUGAAGGGCAUCUAAGGCAUUUAGAUGGACUCCCUUUUCUUCCUGUGUCCAUCCCCUCAUUCAAAAAAAGUUUGUCUUUUUAUAAUGUGAGUUGACAAUUCACUACGCAGGUACUCUAUGUUAGACCUGACUUGAGUGAACAUGUUGCAAAAGCUGGACUUCAACAUCCAUGGUUCUCACAAUCAGAAAAUACAGCCCAAAACUUAAGAGGUGGAACUCUAAAAGAAAAAGAAAAAGCAUACUCCACAUAUCAAGUGUUAGUCUCAUGCGCAAAUUAUAUUUUAAAAGUAGAAGAAAGUAUUGAAGAAAGUAUGAAGCUGUCCUAUCGGUGCCACAAUGGAAGUCAAAUCCAAAAUGACUGAUUGAACUAUGCAUACCUCUCAAAGUGACUUCCUGACUUAAGGCCAAUGAUAAAUGUUCACUUUUGAUUCAAUGACAUACAUGUCAACAUGCCAAAAUGUAGAAAUCACCAUAUACUGACUUGCAGCUUAAUAGUGCUGCCCCUAAUAAUUGGGUAAAGGCUACAAUAACUAAGAAUUUUUAAAGUAAUAUCUAUGUCUUUUCAUGUGAACACAAGUUUCACUUAGGUGGAUAUUUGGAUUUAAAAAAAAUUUGGAAACAUUUUGAAUGUAUGGUUAUUGCAAAGAAUAACAAAAAAUGUAUUGUUUGGGUUGCAGCUCACAUGACCUCCCCAAACUUUAGUUAUCUAAAUGUUCCAUUUACUGUAAUGAGAGCUAUUAUGAUGAGGCCCUAGGUCCAAUUAGAAAACACUAGGAAGCAUCAUUUGUGUUACAGAUCUUUGGACACCAGUUUCAUACGUACGUGAAAAUGAGACAUGAGUCAUAUACAUAAAGUCUCAAUCAAGUCAGCACCUAGUUCCUUAAAAAUUGGGUCCCCCUCAAAAACAGAACGUGAUGAUUUGCAAAACAUUGAAUCACUUUAAUUGAAAAUAGCACAAAGACAACAUGUCAAAUGUUAAGCGUUUCAAAAAAGUUGGGACAGUGGCAGCCUGGAAAAGUUAUGACACUUUUUAAAAAUGCCUUGUGGAAAAUCUCACGGUUUACAAGGUGAAAUGACAACAGGUUAGUAAGAUGAUUGGGUAUAAAAAGAGCAACCCAGAGAGACAACGUCUUUCUGAAGUGAAGAGUGGGAGGGAAAGACAGAGCCGGCAACUAGUGCAACACUUAUAUAAUAAGAAUAAUUUUUUAACACAAAAUAUCAGAAGAUCUGGGAGUUUCAUGGUCUAAAGUACAUCCAGAGUAUCUGAAAAAAUCUCUCAAUGCAGGGGACAAAGCUUCAAACCAAUAUUGGAUGGCUAUGUCCGCCUGAGGCCCUCAGUCAGUCCUACAGUAAAAGCAGACAUGGGCUCAGAAACACUUCGAAAACCAUCAUCUGUGACAGCAGUUCAUCUCCGCAUUCACAAAGACUAGCUGAAACUGUACCAUGCAAAGAGAAAGCCAGAUCCAGAAACACUGCUGCCUUCUCUGGAUCAAUGCUCCUUAAAGAUUGUCCAAGGCGAAGCACAAAACUGUCCUGAGGUCGGAAGAGUCAAAUAUGUGAAGGCACCAUUAAUGCUGAACCAUAUUUUCAGGUUUUGGAGCAACACAUGCUCCCAAAUAGACAACUUCUUUUCCAGAGAAGGCCUUGCUUAUUUCAGCAAGACCAUGCCAAACCACAUUCUGGAUGUAUUACAACAGCAUGGCUCCAUAGUAGGGGUCAGGGUCCCCAAGAGUCCGGGUAAUAAACUGGCCUUCCUGCAGAUUCGACCUGUCACCCUGCGACCCUGUUUGGCGCAUCUGUGCCCAGUUACAUCAGCUGAGUGUAAAUUCUGUCUUAAUUUACAGUGUAAAGUCUGCAUUAAACCCUAUGUUGAAACUAGUUAGGUUCUAACUC